AUGGCCAUCCUGAACUCGUUUGUCAACGAUAUCUUGGUGCACCCCGAUACCAGGGAUCUCGAACAAGGCCAUGGCCAUCCUGAACUCGUUUGUCAACGAUAUCUCCGAGCGCAUUGGUGCACCCCGAUACCAGGGAUCUCGAACAAGGCCAUAGCCAUCCUGAACUUGUUUGUCAUUGGUCUAACUUUCAUCGCAGUGUUUGAGGCAGGUGCACCCUGUACCGGUAUCUCCAACAAGGCCAUGACCAUCCUGAACUCAUUUGUCAAUGACACAUUGGUGCACCCUGAUACUGGUAUCUCCAACAAGGCCAUGGCCAUCCUGAACUCGUUUGUCAACGAUAUCUUCGAGUACAUUGGCAUACCGGCACUCAGUGGCAUCUCUCGUCUAUUACUACCAGCGCUCACCGGCUUCUCUCGUAUAUUUAUUGAUUGGCGACUGGCAUGA
Molecule: messenger RNA, 444 nt
Organism: Suillus bovinus
Lineage: Eukaryota; Fungi; Basidiomycota; Agaricomycetes; Boletales; Suillaceae
Exons: 5
Coding region: 1-444 (147 amino acids)
Biological process (GO): nucleosome assembly
Cellular component (GO): nucleosome
Molecular function (GO): structural constituent of chromatin; protein heterodimerization activity; DNA binding
Source: RefSeq, a predicted model, not a curated record